AUGAAGAUAUUGAAGGAUGAAUGUAGGAUGAAGGAUGAAUGUAGGAUGAAGGAUGAGUGUAGGAUGAAGGAUGAGUGUAGGAUGAAGGAUGAAUGUAGGAUGAAGGAUGAGUGUAGGAUGAAGGAUGAAUGUAGGAUGAAGGAUGAAUGUAGGAUGAAGGAUGAGUGUAGGAUGAAGGAUGAAUGUAGGAUGAAGGAUGAGUGUAGGAUGAAGGAUGAAUGUAGGAUGAAGGAUGAAUGUAGGAUGAAGGAUGAAUGUAGGAUGAAGGAUGAAUGUAGGAUGAAGGAUGAAUGUAGGAUGAAGGAUGAAUGUGAAUGA
Messenger RNA from Procambarus clarkii (red swamp crayfish), 318 nucleotides. NCBI's taxonomy places the organism in Eukaryota, Metazoa, Arthropoda, Malacostraca, Decapoda, Cambaridae. The record is from RefSeq and is a predicted model, not a curated record.